UCCUGAACCCACCACAACUGCGUCCGUUCCCAGCCCCAAGGCGGCGCCGCGGCGGCCACGCACCCACGACGAGCCGGCGGCCACGCAGGAGCGAGCCGGGCGAGCAGCUAAGCUCUGAGGUCACCUCCUGCUGCGGCUGCGCAGCGCGUCGCAUCGAGAGAGAACGGAGAGCGCGCAGACGGCGCUGUCGUGCGGCCUCGGGGCGGCGGAUUGUGCUGCCGGCCAGGUUUGCUUGCCCCUCAAUCUCAUCUCUGAGGGCUGAGGCUUCCAGUGACGUAUACUGUUUAAUCUUAAUUUCGAUGUUUUACUCCUACUAGUUAAUCUUAUUGUAUUCCAUGUUUUGUGUAGUUGCAUCAUUUAGAAUUGGAAGUUUAAGCAUAUUUUAGGCCGGGUCUGCACUGCAGUGUCAUGAUUCUCUCUUGGAUUCACCCUUGAAGCGUGAUUAGUAUGCCGGGUUGAUACAAUGAGGAGCUUGCGUGGACUCCUGUUGGUUUCUUCUGCUGCCGAAGCUGCCUUGAGUGCCAAUUGCUACGGGUCAUGGAGGAGGCAUUGCAUUCUAGCUGCACAUUAUCUUUCCACGAGCACAAGUACUGGUACUAUUCUGCCAUGGGAGUCACCCUCUCGUGAAACUCUGUUGAGGACGAUAGAUGUUGCUCUCAAGGAUGGCAAUGUCGACCAGGCGCUGCAAGCAUUUGGCAAUUACAAAAGCCUGCACGGUCUUCCCGAGCCGCGGAUAUUGAAUAGCGUGAUUGUGUCACUGUCCUACACAUCUAGUCGGAGGUGGCUUCAGAGAGCGUAUGACAUGGUUCUGUCAGUCUAUCAGAGUAAUGGCAAUCUUCUCAACUGUAGCUCACUGAUGAGGCUAGCGUUGGCACUUGCAAGAGAUCAGACGCCUGUCCCUGCCUCCGCAGUCCUGAGGAUAAUGUUGGAGAGUGGCAAGCUUCCUGAUGCUGAUAUGCUGAGUAUGGUGUUUUUGCAUAUGUUGAAGUCACAAGUAGGAUCCUAUCUUGCUGUUGAUGUUCUGGCUGAGACCUGCGAGUGUUUCUUGCAUCAAAUUUCAGAUAGGCGGCAGCUGAAAAAGUUGGACCCAAUAAAGAACAAUGUCGCCUUGUUCAAUAUGGUCUUGGAGUCAUGUGUGAACUUCAAAUGCAUGAUCAAGGCCCAGAAAAUAAUGGAGCUGAUGUCAUUGGUUGGAGUUGUGGCCGAUGUGAAUACAAUGGUGAUCGCUAGCCGUGUCUGUGAAAUGGUUGGGCAGCGAGAUGAGUUGAUGAGCAUGAAAAGAAGCAUUGAGUCGUUCUCCUCUUCGCCUUUCUUUCAGCAUUAUCUGCAACUGUAUGAUAGUCUAUUGAACCUGCAUUUCAAAUGCAAUGACAUGGAAGCUGCUGCAAAUUUUGUAACUGCUCUGCAUCGAAUACAAAAGUCAUGUGUUUCCUUCUGUGAUGGUUUGCAGAAACAAGGUAUGAUACAAAUUGGCUCCGCUAACCUAAAAACCGGAUAUAGAAUCAUGUUUGACCCCACAAAAUUGGAUAAAGGUUUUAGUUUGGAUUCAAAAAUCCAAUUUGGCCUUCUUGUUUCUAUCGAUGGGAAGUUUCUUCCUAGUGAAAAGGCUCUUGCUAAACUUAUUAUAGGCUGUGUGAAAGCGGCGAAACUGAAUACAUUGUCUAUGUUCUGUAUUACAUUACACAAGGAAGAUAUAAAGGGAAUUUCUGCUUCAGAUGUGAUUAAUGCAUGCAUUCAGAUGGGAUGGUUGCAAGCAGCUCAUGAUAUCCUGGAUGCUUUAGAGUCAGCUGAGAUUCCUGUCGGGAUUGGCACUUACAUGUCUCUUCUGAGAGCAUAUGAGAAAGAGCAGAAACCCAAUGAAUUUGAUGGGCUUCUCCAACAGAUACAGAAAAUGGCAUCUUCCAUGCCUGAGUUUCAUACUAGUCCCUCAUUUACUAUAAAGGACAUUGCCAAAAUAGCUAAGGAUGAGAUGCCCCAAACUAAAUCAUCUUUGCUUUCCAGUUUGGUUGAAGAAACUGAACACUAUAACCCUGGAGACCACUUAACCUUUGAGUUCAAUAAUUCAGUUCGUUUCUUCUGCAUGGCAAAAAUGAUGGAAGAUGCACUGAGCACAUAUAAGCGCAUGAGGGAGCAGAAUAUUAGACCCAAUCUGCAUACUUUUUGCCACAUACUGUGUGGAUAUUCGUCCCUAGGCAUGCAUAGGGAAAUUACCAUACUGUGGGGAGAAAUAAAACGCAGACUUGAACACGGAGAACUAUGUGUAGAUAGGGACUUGCUUGACUGCUUGGUUUUGGAUUUCCUCAAAGGUGGCUAUUUUUCAAGAGUGAUGGAGGUUAUAAAUUACAUGUCAACCCAUAACGUUUACUGUGACAAGUGGAAAUACAGGCAAGUUUUUCUGAAGCUACACAAGAAUCUCUACAGGAACUUGAAUUCGUUGCAUGACAAAACAGAAGCUCAGAGCAAAAGGAUAGAAGAUGUCCAAGCUUUCAGGUCAUGGGCAGGCAUCAAAUAGAUAAAACUGGUCACAGCAUUGUAAUUCUUUUGCUUUUUCAGUAACGAUAGUUCUGUUGCAUUGCCCAACAAUGCAGCGUUUUCUUCUUCUCCUAUGUAACAUAUCACCAAAAUAUUUGGUAUAAUGUUGUACUAUUCGUCUCUUGCUAUAUUAUUUCCAAUUUUGUUGAA
Brachypodium distachyon (stiff brome) is the source of this 2682-nucleotide messenger RNA. Its product is annotated as pentatricopeptide repeat-containing protein At4g17616. The transcript is spliced from 2 exons. The coding region runs from base 464 to 2512 and encodes 682 amino acids. NCBI's taxonomy places the organism in Eukaryota, Viridiplantae, Streptophyta, Magnoliopsida, Poales, Poaceae. Gene Ontology annotation, molecular function: protein binding. The record is from RefSeq and is a predicted model, not a curated record.